Ostrinia furnacalis (Asian corn borer) is the source of this 618-nucleotide messenger RNA. RefSeq lists its product as uncharacterized. The record is from RefSeq and is a predicted model, not a curated record. The transcript has 2 exons. Bases 1 to 618 code for a protein of 205 amino acids. Lineage: Eukaryota; Metazoa; Arthropoda; Insecta; Lepidoptera; Crambidae.
AUGAGGGCGUUUUUUGUGUUAUUACUAUGUGGCAUGUCCAGCUGCAACGACAACUGGGUAUGGAAACCAGACUACUAUGGCAGUAUGAACUGGUACGAUGAGAAGCACACGCACGUCAUCAUCAGCCUGGUGGUAGACAUCAUUAAAGACACCGACGAACGCAUCCGAUCAAUCGAAACCCUUCGGCUAGACAAUUUCCGAACUGCUAGCUUCGAGAUUGGUUUCCUAAACUACGUCAUCAUGGAAGAGUACCGAAAAAUGCUGGAAUGCUACAACACUAGCGUGAUUAUGGACUGGGAGUUGUACGGAUUUGAGACCAUGAUGUACAUGGUGGAAGUAGAGGCCCAUUAUUGGCAGAUAGAUCAUCUUCAAAGUAUGCAGCAUGAGAUUGAAAGGAAAUACAACAUUCAUUCAAAAAUCGAGGACGCGCCGGGUGAGGCAGAGAUUCGGCCGACGACCAUAGACCCCAACUUCAAAACGAAGAAAACGAAGCGCACUAGGGACAGGCUGGGAGAGCAGAUCGCUGUGUUUGUGGACAAGAUGCACACCACGAAGAAAAGGAGCACCAGGUGGUGGUGGCCCAUCGAGUACGGAUGGGAGGUGGAGUAUUAUUGGUAG